Staurois parvus is the source of this 326-nucleotide messenger RNA. The record is from the annotation of a GenBank genome assembly. NCBI's taxonomy places the organism in Eukaryota, Metazoa, Chordata, Amphibia, Anura, Ranidae.
GUCAUGUGAUCAGCUGUGUCCAAUCACAGCUGAUCACAUGGGACAUCUGCACUGAUCAUCAGAGCACUGAUGAUCAGUGUGCCCUGAUGAUCAGUGUAACCCCAGCAGUGCCACCUGUCAGUGUCCAUCAGUGCCAGCUGUCAGUGCUCGCCAGUGCCACAUCAAUGCCACACAUCAGUGCCUACCAGUGCACAUCAAUGCCACAUAUCACUGCUCAUCUGAGCUGCCUUUCAGUGUCACCCAUCAGUGCGCAUCAGUGCCGCCUAUCAGUGCGCAUCAGUGCCGCCUAUCAGUGCGCAUCAGUGCCGCCUAUCAGUGCGCAUCAG